This is a messenger RNA of Daucus carota subsp. sativus, 3148 nucleotides long. Its product is annotated as WEB family protein At3g02930, chloroplastic. Gene Ontology annotation, biological process: reciprocal meiotic recombination. The record is from RefSeq and is a predicted model, not a curated record. Lineage: Eukaryota; Viridiplantae; Streptophyta; Magnoliopsida; Apiales; Apiaceae. Bases 144 to 3026 code for a protein of 960 amino acids. The transcript has 3 exons.
UUAUCCUUCCACAUUCUCCUCAGAGUUUGUUUAGUAUUCACAAACCACUGAAUAUUGUUAUUUUACACAAUCAUGUGUAUAGAAAUCAGACUAUAUACACAACUUAACUAUUGAGUAACCAUCCAUCUUCUUCCCCCGCCACCAUGUCUUCUAAAUCCAAAUUGAACUUGAACAAAUCUACAUUAUCAGAAUCUCCAACCCUAAACAACAAAGUAUCUAAAGUAGCUGCUGGUGACAAAGUAUCUAUUGUUACUCCCAUUACUAAAGUAUCACCGGCAACUCCUAAGGUCGCUAAAUUAAGCCGGGGAGUGGCAAAAUCGGAUAACGGUUCACCUUCUCCUCUGCAAAGUUCACGUGUUUCUUUUGAUCGUUCUCCAGGUUCUGCUCCUUCAAAGCCUGUGCUGGAUCGCAGGUCUCCAAAGCUCAGUACAACACCUGAUAAGCAGCCAACUCGUCUGUCAAAGGGAUCUGAAUUGCAGGCUCAACUAAUUGCUGUUCAGGAAGACCUAAAGAAUGCAAAGGAGAAGCUACUGGAGGUUGAGAAAGCAAAAGCACAAGCACUUGAUGAAUUGAAAGAUGCACAGAGCUUAGCAGAAGAAGCUAAUGGGAAACUUACUGCUGUAUUGGUUGCUCAAAAACGAGCUGAAGAGGAAUCUGAAAUCGAGAAGUUUCGUGCUAUUGAGAUGGAACAGGUCGAUGUUGAUGCAAGUCAGAAAAAGAACGAGGAACGGGAAAAGGAGAUUGAAGAUCUGAGGAAUCAGCAUUCCGUGGAUAUUUCAGCUCUUCUCUCUGCCACUCAUGAGAUCGAAAAGGUGAAGCAAGAACUAGCCAUGACUUUUGAUGCAAAAAAUCAGGCGCUUUGCCAUGCUGAUGAGGCGACCAAGAUUGCCGAGAUCCAUGCGGAGAGGGUGGAGACUAUGUCAGCUGAGUUGCUCCGCUUAAGUGCUGCAUUUGAAUCCACGAAUGAUUCGAAGGUAAAUAGUGAUAAUGUGGUCACAAAGCUGAAAUCAGAGGUACAAACACUUGUACAAGAGCUGGAGAAAGCCAAAGCUCAUGAAACUGAGGCUAGAAAAUAUGAAAUAAUGGUGAAGGAGCUCGAAUUAGAGUUAGAGACGUUCAAACAUAAACUUCAGAAAGGAAAUGAUUAUGAAGAGAAGCUAGCAGAAAAUGAAGCGACUGUAGAGCAACUUACUAUUGAACUGGAGGCCGCAAUAAUAGCUGAAGCCUGUGCUAGUGCGAAGGCAAUAGAUUAUGGGACAGAAGCCACCAAAUAUAGUGAAAUUGAGAUGGAGCUCAAAUCAGAAGUGGAAACUUUGACCCAAAAACUUGGCAAAGCUAAAGAUUAUGAGCAGAAGCUAGUGCAGCUCGAGCUUGCUCUAGAGCAUCUGAGUGUAGAGCUGGAAGCUGCAAAAAUGGCUGAAUGUUAUGCACAUAAUCUAGUUGAAGAGUGGCAAAAAAGGGUUGAAGAACUAGAACUUUACUCUGAACAAGCAAAUCAAUUGGAGAGAUCUGCAUUAGAAUCUUUGAGUUUAGUCAAGAUACAACUAGAUGAAAGCAACGGUCUGCUACGUGAUGCAGAAUCUGAAGUUACUUCUCUCAAAGAGAAGUUGGGGUCACUAGAAUUGUCAAUGGGAUCACAGAAAAUAGUUCUUGAGGAAUCAGAGCGUAGUGUAGAUAUGGCCAAGAAACAAGCUUCUGACUUGGUAAAGGAGGUUGAAUCUCUAAAGUUUAUGCUCGAGACUGUGAAGGACGAGAAAACCCAAGCACUGAACAAUGAGAAACUUUCUGCUACCACUAUUGAAACGCUGCAAGAAGAGAAAAACAAGCUUAUAAAUGAGCUGGAUACUUCCAGGGAAGAAGAAGAGAAAAGUAAAAAAGCGAUGGAGAGCUUAGCUUCGGCAUUACAUGAAGUAUCUACAGAAGCAAGACUAGUGAAAGAAAAGCUGAUAUCCAGUCAAGAUGAACAUGAGAAUUUAAAAACCCAAGUAGAGAACUUAGAGCUAGAACUGAGGGCAUCUACUGAGAAAUAUGAGGGAAUGCUUGUUGAUGCAAAACAUGAGAUUGGUGUCCUUAAUCAAUUUUUGGAACAAGCUAAGCAUGAUCAGCAGACUACCAAAGCUAAUUGGGAGCAGAAAGAGCUUCAUUUGGUGGAUUCUGUAAAUAAAUCUGAAGAAGAGAAAGUGUCACUGACAGAAGAAGUUAGCAGGCUGGUUAAUUCACUUGAAGAUGCUGAGAAGGAAGCUUGUGCAACAAAAAAGGAAGAAGAUCGGGUAAGGAAUAGCCUAGCAGAAGCCGAGCUUGAGGUAGAUUAUCUAAAGAAAAUUCUCGAGGAAACAAAAGCUGAGAGCCUGAGAUUGAAGGAAAGUUUACUGGAUAAAGAGAAUGAGUUGCAGAGUAUUAUUCAGGAGAAUGAGGAGCUUCAAAGUAAAGAAGUUGCUUCUUUAAAGAAGGUUCACGAAUUUUCAAAGUUGCUAGAAGAAGCUAUGACUAGAGAACGAGCUGAGGAGAAUGCAGAGCUCUCAGACAGUGAAAAAGAUUAUGAUAUGCUCCCUAAAGUAGUAGAGUUCUCUGAACAAAAUGGAAAUGGGAAGAAAGAGAACUUUAAAUCAGAGCUGCCACAUCAGAAUUUCCAGGUUCUUGUGCAAGAAAUUCCUCUAGAGGACAGUAAUGCCGUGUAUGUAAAGGGGGUUGACGCUGUUGGUAAAUCUAAGGACUUAAAUGGAACGCCAGACUGGAAUGAGAAUAAGGAAAAGGAAGAUGAUAAAGCAGGAGUUGAGUUUAAGAUGUGGGAAAGUUGCAAGAUUGAAGAUAGAGAUUUCUUGGAGCAAGAGAAAGAAUUUGAUGAAGAGCUGGACUCAAAGGCAGAAAAUGAGAGCUUUGAUCAGAUCAAUGGAUCCUUCUUGUCAGAAAAUUUAGAGAGUGGUGGCAGCUCACCAACAAAGGAGUUGAGUCAGAAGAAGAAAAAUCCUUUGCUCCGCAAGUUUGGAAGUUUACUAAAAAAGAAGAGUGCUAGCAACCAGAAGUAAAUCAGAUAAGAUUGAUUUGUUUAUGGAUAGGUAUGUAUAUUGGGUUCUGUUAACCUAAUUUCUGUUUCGGUACUUCCACGCUUCCUGUUUCCUAUUUUCUAAAAUGGAAAGACCAUUACUUA